UUUCUUGCCUCCGCCGCCCUUGCGUACAUAGCCGUCGCGCUUGUUGAAAUUGUUGGCUCGAAGCUCCACUUCUCUCUCGAACACGCGGGGGUCAUGAACUCAUGAUCCCACCCAAGUUUGAUCUGUUUGGCUAGACUCAAUAACGACGACUUACAAAUGGUUUCCUUCGAUCUUGAAGGCGUUUUCUUGGAAUACCGUGCUUUGUGUUUGUGUUGAUCUCAUGUGCAUUUGCUCCUAGUAUACAGUCCAUCUCUUAUCUUAGCUAAAUGGAACAUGUCUUGUGUUUCGCGUGAAAUAUACUCUAUCUCUUAUCUUGGCUAAAAGGAUAGAGCCGUGGCAUAGUGGUCUUCCGAAAACUGCCGGAUCGAUUAAUCCUAGCAUACACCACUCCCAAACGAGAGAGAUUUUAGUCCGAUGGCGUGCUCGCAGUGCUGGGAGAACCCGCCGGCGCUGGACGCCGCCGGCGGAGGCGGCAGAGUCCUCGUUGACUUCGGCGGGCAGCAGGCAUACGUCGCUGGCUCCGCCGACUCCAAGGCCGCCGUCCUCCUCGUUUGCGACGCCUUCGGGUUCGAGGCGCCUAACCUGAGGAAGAUAGCCGACAGAGUUGCUUUGUCUGGUUACUUCGUUGUGGUGCCAGAUUUCAUUCACCGGGAUCCAUACCAGCCUGACAAUCCGAACAAUCCUGGAAUGUGGGUACAAGCACAUAAUCCGCUGGAGGCAUUUGAAGAGGCAAAACCAAUUAUUGCUGCUCUGAAGGAUAAGGGAGUGUCUACCAUCGGUGCUGCAGGUUAUUGCUGGGGUGCUAAGGUGGUUGCAGAGUUGGCGAAAGCUCAUGAGAUCCAGGCAGCUGUUAUGUUGCACCCUUCUUUUGUUACUGUUGAUGAUAUCAAAGAGGUGAAAUGCCCCAUCGCUAUACUUGGAGCUGAAAUUGACAAAACUUCCCCACCAGAAUUGGUAAAGCAGUUCGAGCAGGUUCUAUCUUCUAACUCAAGCCAACAUCACGUGCACGUGGAUCCUGGGUGGCACGCCGCAGUUGGCAACGAUGAUGAUUACCCCAAAUUUGGAAAAUCAAUGGCAGCGACUGGAUCCCUUCGAUUUGGUCCAGUCGAUGAUGGAAAGUUGAGAUUAGAUAUCUUUGAAUUAGCAGGGGAAAUGACUAAUAUACCCUGUUAAAUCAACGCUUAGAAAUGAUUGGUACUCCCAUCUCUGCUUGUGGAGUACCUGGGUACUGUAAAAGUCAAUCUAAUGCUUAUAACUAGCACCGUUGAUUUUGAGAUGAAUUGUCCAGAUUGAACAAUUUAGCCCGUGACAUUGCAGAGCAAUGCUAUAUGAUACGAAUCCGCCCCGCACUACACACGGUUUUUUAAA
This is a messenger RNA of Brachypodium distachyon (stiff brome), 1368 nucleotides long. RefSeq names its product endo-1,3;1,4-beta-D-glucanase. NCBI's taxonomy places the organism in Eukaryota, Viridiplantae, Streptophyta, Magnoliopsida, Poales, Poaceae. The transcript is spliced from 7 exons. Gene Ontology annotation, molecular function: hydrolase activity. The record is from RefSeq and is a predicted model, not a curated record. Bases 415 to 1173 code for a protein of 252 amino acids.